Molecule: messenger RNA, 1191 nt
Organism: Ophidiomyces ophidiicola
Lineage: Eukaryota; Fungi; Ascomycota; Eurotiomycetes; Onygenales; Onygenaceae
Exons: 4
Coding region: 1-1191 (396 amino acids)
Biological process (GO): N-acylethanolamine metabolic process; N-acylphosphatidylethanolamine metabolic process
Cellular component (GO): cytoplasm; membrane-bounded organelle
Molecular function (GO): zinc ion binding; N-acylphosphatidylethanolamine-specific phospholipase D activity
Source: RefSeq, a predicted model, not a curated record
AUGGCCGCUUCCACCGCUGCCGCUGUACUCUACACUGCUGCGAUUUCUACCCCAACGCAGGUUCUAGCACCCGAGGACGUGGAGGGAAAGGCACAUCACGCGAAGGGUGGAGGUUUUCAGAAUCCAUGGGACUCCUGGCAUUUAAUACCGGCCUGGGCAAUACUCAGCAAACUUAUUGCGCGGCGUUUUAAGGGCGAGGCCAAUAUUCCAGAUACAACCCCUCCUACUGUACCUGUGCGUUCACCAAAAUUCCUACCGACGAGGGCUACUGGAAAGUUACGGGCCACAUGGCUGGGCCAUGCCUGCUACUACGUGGAAUUUCCCGGUGGCCUGAGGGUCCUUUUCGAUCCCGUAUUCGAAGAUAGAUGCUCUCCGUUUAGCUGGCUUGGCCCGAAGCGAUACACCGAGAUGCCUUGCACGGUAGAGGAUAUACCUUUUAUAGACGCCGUUGUGAUUUCGCACAAUCACUAUGAUCACCUUUCAUACCCUACUAUCAAACAGAUUCAUAAAAGGCACCCGAAUUGCCAAUUUUUUGCACCUCUUGGAAACAAGCAAUGGUUCACUGCGAGCGGAAUCCACAAUGUAACUGAGUUGGAUUGGUGGGAAGAGCGGGAAUUCGUCCUAUCACCAUCAGGAGACGUAAUCAAGGCAAUCGCGGCUGAAAACUCUCUGGAUAACCCCCCCAACAUUUCUGCACGUAUUGGGUGUCUCCCGUGCCAGCACAUCAGUGCUCGCACUCUCUGGGAUCGGUCUAAUACUCUUUGGGCUUCGUGGAGUGUUGAGUCAGGCCAGUCGAAGGUGUACUUUGCGGGGGAUACUGGCUAUCGAUCGGUUCCUGAUCUACCAAAUGGUGUCGACGACUAUGGCCCGGAUCAUGACUACCCACACUGUCCCGCAUUCGCCCAAGUUGGCCAAUACCGCGGCCCUUUCACACUUGGGCUUAUUCCUAUUGGCGCAUACGAUCCUAGAUACAUCAUGAGCCCCAUGCAUGCAAACCCACAUGACGCGGUCAACAUAUUUCAAGAUACAAGGUGCGAAAGGGCGCUUGGAAUGCACUGGGGGACCUGGGUCUUGACCGAGGAAGAUGUAAUGGAACCACCAAAAAAACUGAAGGAAGCAUUAGUGAAGAAUAAUCUUGCGGGCGUUGGAGUUUUUGAUGUUUGUGAUAUUGGCGAGAGCCGUGAAUUCUAA